Ziziphus jujuba (common jujube) is the source of this 3354-nucleotide messenger RNA. RefSeq names its product receptor-like protein 33. Gene Ontology annotation, molecular function: protein binding. The record is from RefSeq and is a predicted model, not a curated record. The coding region runs from base 1762 to 2823 and encodes 353 amino acids. Lineage: Eukaryota; Viridiplantae; Streptophyta; Magnoliopsida; Rosales; Rhamnaceae. The transcript has a single exon.
AUGAAUUCUUUAGUAGUAGCUGGUUAAAUUGUCAUAGUAUAUAGAACACCAAUCAUAUAUAUAUAUAUAUAUAUAUUUAAUUUCAGUUGAAUCUAUACAAAGGAAAAAACAUGGUGAGAUUCUCUGGUUCAUUUUCUUCCUCUUGUAUGCCCAACUUUUCAUUACCUGCUCAUCUUCAUCCUCUGCCUCCUCUGCUUCUUCUUCUUCUUCUUCUUUUUCUUCGUCACCAGCUUUGUGUCCCAAAGAUCAGAGCAGUGCUUUGCUCAAAUUCAAAAGCACAUUUUCCAUUGAUAGUUGGGCUUCUAUAUCUUGUGCUGAUGAAGGAAUUACUACUUAUCCAAAGACAGACUCAUGGAAGAAGGGAACAGAUUGCUGCAAGUGGGAUGGUAUCAAAUGCCAAAAUGGUACUGGAAAUGUGAUAGGCCUCGACUUGAGUUGCAGCUGGCUUCGAGGUCCUAUCCAACCCAACAGUAGCCUUUUCCAUCUUUCACACCUCCAGAGUCUCAAUCUUGCGUACAAUAACCUUCAGCAGUCUCAUAUUUUGCCAGAGUUUGCUUCACUGGUAAGUUUGACACAUCUUAACUUGUCUUUCUGUAAUCUUGACAGCCAAGAUCCAAUAAAAUUGUCUAACUUGUCUCGAUUGGUUUCUCUCGAUCUCGUUUCAAUAAUCCUCUAACUCUUGAAAACUCUGUAUGGCAUAUCCUCCUUCAAAAUUUAACUGAGUUAAGAGAACUUGUUCUAGACCGUGUAGAUAUGUCGUACAUUGCACCAAGUUCCUUCAUGAAUCUGUCAUCCUCAUUGACCAUUCUCAGUCUUGAGCAAUGUAGUUUGAAGGGUGAAUUUCCAGAGAGUAUUAUUACCUUGCCAAACCUCCAAAAACUUGUUCUGUCAACAAACCAAGAUCUCAUAGCCAAAUUCCCAAAUCUAAUUGGAGUAAUUCUCUUCAGUAUUUGGAUAUUAAGUUAACCAACAUUUCUGGGCAGUUGCCUGAUUCAAUUGGAAAUCUGAAGUCACUACGAUAUUUGAAUAUUACAAGCUGCAAGUUUAAUGGCUCAAUUCCAGUCUCCAUUGCUAACCUCACAGGAAUGAGGUAUUUGAGUCUUAGUACGACCAACUUCACUGGUCAAAUCCCAGAUUCCUUUUCAAACGUUUGUCAGCUAUCCUUGUUAUUUCUUGGUGAAAACCAUCUCACAGGACCAGUUCCAGAUAUUUUUGGUAAUCUCAGCAGGCUUAAUGGUUUAGAUCUGAGUUCAAAUGAUUUGGUAGGUCAGCUGCCACAAUCAAUCUUUUACUUUACUGAGCUUUAUCAUUUAGACUUAUCACACUAUCGUUUUGAGGGUCCCAUUCCUAGUAAAAUAACUGGUCUAUCAACAUUGAUGCAUCUAGAUUUGUCUUCUAACUCACUGAAUGGGACAUUACCAAAUUUUGUCAAUAUGUUUUGUUUAGAUACUUUGUUACUUCAAAACAACAAGUUUUCCGGUGUUGUUCAUAGUUCAAUAUUCGAAAUGAUGAACCUCACACAGUUAGAUCUUUCAUCAAACAAUUUCAGUGGGGUUUUGGAGUUGAAUAUGUUUUCAAAGCUGCAAAUUCUCACUAAAUUAACUUUGUCAUCUAACAGCCAGUUAUCCACCUCUAACAGUAUUACUCCCAACUAUCCCUUACCGUUGCUUAGUGAAUUCUAUAUGUCCUCUUGCAACAUCAGUGAUUUCCCACCCUUCUUAAGAGCCCUGAAAAACUUAACAGUUUUAGACAUCUCUGACAAUGAAAUUCAAGGAAAUCUUGAAUCUUUCUCAAAACAAGUUGACAUCCAUAAAGCAACUUCCCUGGAAAAGCUUACAUUCUGUGGACUUCAAUUCCAAUUUGCUUCAGGGAUCUCUUUUUGGUCCCUCAUCACCUGAUUCCAUCAGUUUCUUUUCUGUCUCGAGCAAUCGAUUGACAGGGGAGAUCCCAUCUUCUAUCUGCAACAUGAGUAGCCUUAAUGUCCUUGAUCUGUCUAAUAACAACUUUACUGGUGUAAUCCCAUGUUUGGGAAAUUUGAGUGAAUUUCUCCCGGUGUUAGACCUGCGUAUGAAUAAUUUCCAUGGAACCAUCCCUACAACAUUCGCAGAGGGAUGCAGUUUGAGAAAUCUUGGUUUGAAUGGAAAUCAACAUGAAGGAUCAGUACCACAUCAGUUGCUAAGAUGUCAGGUCUUGGAAGUGAUAGAUCUUGGAAACAACAAAUUGAUUGGAAAGUUUCCUCAAUGGUUGGAGUCCCUACCAGAGCUACAAGUUCUUGUGUUGAGAUCAAAAAGGUUUCAUGGUGGCAUUGGUGAUCCCAAUAUCAGUUUUCCCUUUCCUAAUUUGAGAAUCAUUGAUAUCUCACACAAUAUCUUAGAUGGACCUUUGCCUCGGAAGUACAUUGAGGAUUUUAAAGCCAUGAUGAAUAUUUCUUAUGAUAAUGAGCUUGUAUAUAUGGGAGGCCAAUCUUAUAGAUAUUCAGUGCAGGUGACAAUCAAGGAUUUGGAUAUUAAAUUGGUAAGAAUCACAUCCAUCUUUACAACAAUCGAUUUUUCGAGUAACCGUUUUCAAGGAGAGAUUCCAAGUUUCAUUGGCAAGCUCAAAUCACUCAAGGGACUCAACUUCUCUCAUAAUAAGCUUACUGGUUCCAUUCCAUCGUCUUUGGGAAACUUAACAAAUCUUGAAGGGUUAGACCUCUCCUCAAAUGAACUUGUUGGGGAGAUUCCCAGGCAAAUGGCAGAUUUGACUUCACUUGAAGUCUUAAGUCUCUCCCAUAACCAUCUUAUGAGGCGUAUACCGAGAGGGAAGCAAUUCAAUACAUUUUAAAAUGACUCAUAUGCAGGAAACUUGGGACUAUGUGGAUUUCCAGUCUCUAAAAAUUGUGGCAGUGAUGAGGGACAGACUUCUCAUCAAGCAGAAGAAGAAUCAGAUGAUUCAAUUGGAUUUGAUUGGAAGUUUGCGUUUAUUGGGUAUGGAUGUGGAGUUGUUUUUGGAAUCUCUAUAGGAUAUAUAGUAAUUUCAAGUUCAAAAUUUGAGUUAAUGUUUGCAAGAAUAGCUAUAUCGGUAGAACAGCGGCAUAAAAAGAGAAGAAGACAGAAGCAAAAGGCUAGCACAAGAGGUAGAAGAAGAAAUUAGUAUAUGUGUUUUAUAUUCAAGAUACUUUGACAAUUAUCUUAGAUUUUUUCAGUCUUUUUUUCAUUUUAUAUUUUUUAUUUUUACUCAGAUAGUGUUGAACUGUAAUAAAAUGUUUGAUUAUAACACUACCAGAGGGUUGAGACAAUGUCAUUCUCAUAAUGUGUCAACCAUGUAAUGUAAAAAUUUCUAGAAUAUAUAUAGUCAAAUCUCAAUUUUCUUUUA